AUGGCCGACUUUCGGCAGCUGGCACUGGAGUUCGUGCUGGCGGACGAUGAGGCGAAACAGACUUCCCUCGCGCAGCAGGCGGCAUCAGGUAACGCUCGACAAAGUCCCAGGGUUGAAAGGUCUGCGCUAACCGCAGAAGAACUCCAAUCGGCACCAGCAAACACAAAUCCAGUAGCUCGCUGGGUGGAGGCUGUGCAGCCAUGGAUGCCAGGGAGCAAUGGCGAUGAGGCCACUGGUGAUAAUGAGACACCCGACUGGACAGGCAGGGCAAAGGCCCUGGAGUUUCUAUCAAGAUCACUGGACUUCCUUGGACCAGAAGUCCUGAAACCUAGUCAAGUCAAGCUGCUCAUCAGCUUCUUUGGUGCCAUGUUCGACGUCGAUCACAAAGCUGGCGUCCUCGCCUCGGCCACGGCUCUCUCACGGAUCACACAGAUGAAAUCAUUCCAGCCAACUAGUGCCGAUGAUAUCAUCCAGAAAAUAUGCACUCUCAAGGACGACUUCUCACGCCAACUGGCCAAGACGCGCCUGUCAGUCUUCGAGCUCCUGCGAUCGCUGAUCACGAACCCAGCUGUGGCGAGUGACCUUCAGUACAAGCACGGUGCUUCCUCCGGUUUCAUGAACGACCUACUAGCCCUGUGCCGGAAUGAGAGAGAUCCGACGUGCUUGAUGGUCUGGUUCGACGUGCUCGCCUUUUUCCUGCAGGAAUAUGAGCCGAGCCAGGAAAUGAUUGAGGAAGUCUUCAACACCUUCAAAGCGUAUUUUCCCAUCACGCUGCCGCGCACAUCGACGAGUGGAAUUACACCGGAGGAGCUGAAGCAACAGCUUCGCAAAUGCUUCACGUCGACACACAAGCUUGCACCUUUGACCUUCCCUUUCUUGCUCGGCAAGCUGGAUCAAGGGGAGGGCGUAACCGUCAACGUCAAGGUGGACAUCUUGAAGACAGUCAAGGCUUGUGCCGAAGCCUACAAAAACCCAGAGCAGACGGUGAAUCCCUAUGUGGACUCCAUCUGGAGCAGCCUCAAGUACGAAGUGCGCAAUGGCGAGAUUGAGGAUACCAUCUGGGCUACCCUCGAGGUUCUCAAGAUCCUGGCUGUACGCCUCAAGGGUGACAACCUGAGAGACUACGCCUUGACCGUGACGAGGGACUGUGUAAAUGAUCUCGCAAACGCUGUCUACACAGCGCCAGCUGGGCGGCUCCUGGUCAGCGUGCUGAGCGCGACGCCCUCUGCAUUCGUUCUCAUGGCAUCCCCGGCAAUCACUCAUGUCAAGGAGAAUCUGCGACACCCGAAAGGACCUGGGCACAGCGGCGAUUUACUAAAGAUACUCCAUGUCAUGCUGGAGACGCGCCUGCUUCUCGUCAGCACAGACAUGGGACCACAAGAGCGGAGCGAGUUUGCAGCCAUUGACACAGUUUUCACGUCGCUGUACGAUGAUGUAUACAAGAAGCCUCUGGAGCAAGCCGUCAAGCCUGAAGCCUCGUAUGACGACCACAAACUCGCCGCGCAAGCGGUGCAGGGGGCUGGCGCCCUGGUAUGCCAAAAGGCUGCGAAAUCGACAGCCGUGGCAAAUGUAGAUGCAUCUCGCCUAUUGCCCGGAGACAAGUGCCUGGUUAUCUGCGACACACUGUUCAGUAUCAUCGAGCAAACGAGGAUCAACGAAGACCAGAAUCGAACGACGGCCUCCGACGAGCUGGCCAGCGAAACGACAAAGGCCCUUCAACGUUCAGUGACCUCAUACAACUCUGCCUACGUGCCCCAUGUGCGUCGUGGCCUGGAUAUCAUCCGCAGUGCCCGGAAAACCGAGUCGCCCCAAUCAGUCUCGACUGUCCAGUCGCUUGGCCUUCUGCUCGCCUAUGUUGGCUGCUCCGAGCUGCCGGCUGUCCCUUCCCAGGGACUCGACAACUUCAUCCUCAUCACAAAGGCUAUGUACCUUGAGCUCAUUGCCUCCAUUGAGGAGAAGAGCAGUGCGUCCGUUCGGUGCGCUUUCACUGCUUGCCUUCAGGCUGCUGUCCGAUGUUUUCGCGAUGCAUGCUCCAGCAUUGAGACCGCUGGUAGCACAGCCCUUGACAGCGAAUGGAUUUCGUCUAUCGCACAGCGAUACCCUGGCCUUGAGGACCCUCACGCCCAGCCAGCGAAGGCUACUGCAGCUGCAUCGCCUGGGCAGGUGAGGACAGACUUCCUGCUCAUCAGCUUGUACUUUGUUCGUCAGCUGUACCAGAGGGCUACGAAGCCUUCAGGCACGCGCCUCGAGUUGAGCGAUGAGUUCGCGACCAUGGAAGAAGGGGCAUCAAGCCAGCUGCUUCAUCUGUUGGGUGGACUCGCUGGUUUCGUGGUCCACGAGCUCUCGGAGGCGGAGCAAUUGUCGCUCAAAGCAUCAUCCUUCGUCAUGCACCUCUUCCGCGAGGAUGCAGUGACAAUACCGCAAGCGGGUACACAGGUUGAACCAUCUGAAUGGAGCUGGAUAGCUACCUCCAGGCUGAACGUUCUCACCUUUGGGAUCCUGGAGGCACUACGUCCUGCGGCCGUUGCACAAUUGUAUGGCGCUGGCGUGGCUCAAUCCAUCCUCAUCCAAAGCGUGACAUCAGACGCGUCGUCCGCAGACCCGACAACCGCUUUCGUUCUGCGCGCUAUCCUCACCAUCCUUGCCAAUAAGCACAAGCUUGAGACAGUAGAGCCAGUGAUGGAGAUUAUCAACCAGCAAGUGGAGGUGAUCUUGGCCAAUGAGGCGGAUAAUGGCACGUUGACCAAAGCAACAUCCAUCUUUGCGAUUGCAGCUGGCAUGCUCCGUCGAUACAGCGGCAAACAGGCCUCAGGGCUACUGCGUCUGCUAAGAGAAUCGCCCAAGUCCUCGGCCUUGGGCCAAAGUCUGUCUCGUCGCCUGGAGAUGGUCGUCGCCCCUCAAAAGCCUCUCACAAAAGACAACUUUGCCAUUGUCAAGCCGCUGUGGAUGCAGAAGCUCUACUUUGAGCUGGCGAAGCCCAUGACACCACAAGCGCUGGGCCAGGACUCCUCAGUACAGGAUCGAGUCAUCAGGUUGAACCUGAGCAUCGGCACGCUCAUGUUGGUCAAGCACAUGCCCUUCUCCAUCUACGAAGGGGACGCCGAGAGCAUCCUCCGCAUAGCCAUAUUUGUAGCGCAGACCAUUGGCUCAGGCCCGGAUGUGGUGGCUGCCUUGCACGUUCUGCGAAACAUCCUCGUGGAAGCCUCUGCCAAAGGCGAGUCGCACUUGGCAAGCAUCAUCGCCAUCUGCACGGCCGCCUUCUCGAGCAAGCCACAUGUUACCCCGGAAUGGUUGCCUGCGAGCUACACGUCUGCGUCAGCCGACGAUGUGGAAUCGCAAGCCGAGAGUUGCGAAGCCGCGCUGGAAAUUAUGGGCGGCCUACCGAGGAUGUUCGAGUCGAGGUACCUGGUGCCCUCCGCGCCCAAGGUCGAGCGCGAGCUGACACUGGCCUGUGGCAACCCAGUCCGCAAUGUGAGGAAGUUGGCGCGAGCUGCGAGAGCCGCGUGGAAGGAGUUGAGAUGA
Messenger RNA from Emericellopsis atlantica, 3522 nucleotides. Its product is annotated as Dos2-interacting transcription regulator of RNA-Pol-II-domain-containing protein. Bases 1 to 3522 code for a protein of 1173 amino acids. The transcript is spliced from 4 exons. The record is from RefSeq and is a predicted model, not a curated record. Lineage: Eukaryota; Fungi; Ascomycota; Sordariomycetes; Hypocreales; Bionectriaceae. Gene Ontology annotation, biological process: iron-sulfur cluster assembly. Gene Ontology annotation, cellular component: cytosolic [4Fe-4S] assembly targeting complex.